Spathaspora passalidarum NRRL Y-27907 is the source of this 1261-nucleotide messenger RNA. RefSeq names its product Aat22p (gene AAT22). The record is from RefSeq and is a predicted model, not a curated record. NCBI's taxonomy places the organism in Eukaryota, Fungi, Ascomycota, Pichiomycetes, Serinales, Debaryomycetaceae. Gene Ontology annotation, molecular function: pyridoxal phosphate binding; L-aspartate:2-oxoglutarate transaminase activity. Gene Ontology annotation, biological process: L-aspartate biosynthetic process. The coding region runs from base 23 to 1234 and encodes 403 amino acids. The transcript has a single exon. Gene Ontology annotation, cellular component: cytosol.
AUUCCAUAGACUUUUACACACCAUGACUGUUACUAGUAAAUUUGCUUCACUUACUCGUGAAGAACCCGAUCCAAUCAUGAAGACCAUGAACGCUUAUGCCAAUGAUACCUCCGCUAACAAGAUUGAAGUAGCUAUCGGGGUUUACAAGGAUUCAUUAGGUGGAUCAUAUUUAUUCCCGCUGAUUGCCAAGGCCAAACAGCACUUGCACGAAAACGAUCCAGGACACAACUACACUCAAAUGUCUGGUAUUCCUUCAUUUGUCCGUGGUGCCCAACGAGUUAUCUUUGGUGAAGAAAUUGCCAGCCAAGGCAAAAUUGCCAGUUUACAAACUAUUUCCGGAACCGGUGCUAUCCAUAUGGGUCUCUUGGUUUACAAAGAAGCCGGGUACAAAAACUACUAUUUGGGUUUACCUGCUUGGCAAAACUACAUUCCUAUGAUUGAACAUGUAGGAAGUACAGUCAAAACAUUCACCUACUACGACGAAGCUAAAAAGACCCUCGACUUUGAAAGUUGUAUCCAAGCAUUGGAAUCUGCACCAAAAAAUACUAUAUUCUUGUUGCAAGCAUGUUGUCACAACCCUACCGGGGCUGACUUCACCCAUGAUCAAUGGGUCCAAAUCACGCAAAUCAUGAAGAGCCGCGAGUUGCUCCCCAUGUUGGAUAUCGCCUACCAAGGUUUCGCCUCGGGUGAUAAAGAUGUGGAUGCAUUCCCAAUCAGACAUAUGUACAAUGAAGGACUCGAUUUUGUUGUUUGCCAAUCGUUCUCCAAGAAUAUGGGAUUGUACAGUGAACGUGUUGGUUGUGUUCACGUUGUAGUUCAAGACAAGACUUAUGUCCCUCAUGCGCAAUCUACCUUGACUGCCAUGUUUAGACACGAAUGCUCAUUUGCACCAGCUUAUGGUGCCAGAUUGGCCAGCAUUAUCUUCGAGGAUCCAAAAUUGUUGCAAGAAUGGAACCAAGAUGUGAGAAAUGUAAGAGAUAGAAUGCAACAUAUGAGACAGUUGGUGUUUGACAAGUUAACCAAGUUGGCCACUCCAGGAGACUGGUCUAAUGUCGUGGAACAAACUGGAUUGUUUUGGUUCAGUGGGUUGACUGAAGAACAAAACAACAGAUUGAUUGAAAAACAUAACGUUUAUUCAACCAGCAUGGGUAGAGUUAAUAUUGCUGGUUUGAAUGAAGAGAACGUCGAUUAUUUCUGUAAAGCCAUUGACGAGGUUGUUAGAGCUACUAGUUAAGUUGAAUAAAUGAUCUAAUAUCUUAAA